ACGUGGCCGGGGAGCGGCGAUGGCGGCGGGGAAGCCCGGGGGAGGCACCAGCACCAACCUGCUCUUCUCCUCCUCCGCCACCGACUUCAGCUUCAACGUGCCCUUCAUCCCCGUCAGCCAAACGCCGGCAGCGCCGCCCGGCCCCGCGCUGCUGCCCGCCGAUGAUUCUGCAGACGUUGGGGAAGAGGACAGCUUCUUGGGACAGACAUCAGCCAGCCCCAACCCACCUCAGACUUUCAGCUACUUCUCUCAAGUUCCCAGCAGCAGUGAUCCCUUUGGGAGUAUUGGGCAGCCACCUUUAACAACUGUUUCAACACCUGUCGGACCACCAGCCUUCUCCAGACCUCCCACUUCACUUCCACUUGUGUCUGGCUCCCAGGAUGGGCAAAAUGCCUUUCCACCACAUAUUCCCAAAUCCCAGUCUUACAGUGCACCACCCACUUCCCAGGUGGGAAUGGCACCUUACCAGUCCCCUCAGCAGAGCUGUCCUCCCCCUGCCAGCACUACCCUGCCCACGGGGACCCCACAGCAGCAGGGCUACAACCCCUACAGGCACACCACCCUGAGCAGCAGGGCCAACCCCUACCUCACCCCACCCCAGCUGCAGCAGAGCCACCCCCCUGCCACAGCAUCCCCUGUGCCACCCGUGCAGAUGUACCAGACACCCCCAGGGCCACUGACACAGUUUCCACAGUCCCAGCUCCAGCCUGCCAGGCCUGCAGGGCCCCUGGUCCCAGCCCCUCCUGUGCUGCUGCAGAACCAAUACGAGCCAGUUCAGCCCCACUGGUUCUACUGUAAGGAGGUGGAGGACAAGCAAAUAUGGAUGCCAUUCAGCAUUCUGGAUUCUGCUAAACUAGAGGAGGUCUAUAAUUCUGUCCAGCCUGACCCCGAGAGCGUGGUGCUGAGCACGGACGGCGGGCGCUACGACGUGUUCCUGUACGAGCGCCUGAGGAAAGCCGUGUACUGGGACGAGGAGCCCUCGGAGGUGAGGCGCUGCCUGUGGUUCUACAAGGGCGACAAGGACAGCCGCUUCGUCCCCUACACUGAGGACUUCAGUGACAAACUGGAGGCAGAAUAUAAAAGGGCUGUAACUACAAAUCAGUGGCAUCGGCGACUUGAAUUUCCAAAUGGGGAGACAAUUGUUAUGCAUAAUCCCAAGGUCAUAGUUCAGUUCCAGCCUUCUGCCACACCAGAUGAAUGGGGCACCACUCAAGAUGGGCAGGCAAGGCCAAGGGUAGUGAAACGUGGAAUUGAUGAUGACCAUGAUGAGGUUCCUGAUGGAGAAAUGUCCCAAAUUGACCAUUUAGUAUUUAUGGUUCAUGGCAUAGGUCCUGUAUGUGACUUGAGGUUUAGAAGCAUUGUUGAAUGUGUUGAUGAUUUUAGGACUGUUUCUCUGAAGUUGUUGCAGACUCACUUCAAGAAGUGUUUGGAGGAAGGCAAAGUGAGCAGGGUGGAAUUCCUUCCAGUUCAUUGGCACAGUUCUCUGCAUGGAGAUGCAACAGGUGUAGACAGGAACAUAAAGAAAAUCACUUUGCCGAGCAUCGGUCGCCUGAGGCACUUCACCAACGAAACGCUGCUCGACAUCCUGUUCUACAACAGCCCCACCUACUGCCAGACCAUCGUGGAUAAAGUGGGCAUGGAGAUGAACCGCCUGUACGCGCUCUUCAUGAGCCGCAACCCCGACUUCAAAGGGGGAGUCUCUGUGGCUGGCCACAGCUUAGGUUCCUUAAUUCUGUUUGACAUAUUGUCUAACCAGAAGGACUUGGCUUCAUCAGUAAAUUCUGGACCAUUUUCUGGUGUUAAUGGGAGUGUGAAGGACGUGGCUGUUCAUGAUAAGCAGAUGGCUGAAGAUACCAGUUCCUUGGGCUCCUCCAUUGCUACUUCUGCUGAUGACCUCUGUGAGCCUGAAGCAGAGGAAGAGGUUCCUACUCUGCAGAAGACUCUGGAAAUGCUCAGUUUGUCAGAGUACAUGAGCACCUUUGAAAAGGAGCGGAUUGACAUGGAGUCCCUGCUCAUGUGUACAGUUGAUGACCUGAAGGAGAUGGGAAUCCCUCUUGGACCAAGAAAGAAAAUAGCUAAUUUUGUAAAAGACAGAGCAGCCAAGCAGGUAAAGUCUGGGCAGAUGCACUCAAAGAGGAAGCUCCCAGUUGGUGCAUCCGUGUCCUCUAUGAACAUUGACUAUGAGUACUUUGAAGUUGGAACUGGCCAGGUUUCUGUGGUUUACAGUGCCCUGGACUUUGAACCAGAUAUUUUCUUUGCUCUUGGUUCCCCUAUUGGUGUGUUCCUUACUGUGAGGGGUGUGGAGAAGAUUGAUGAGAACUACAGGCUCCCUACCUGCAAGGGGUUCUUCAAUAUCUAUCACCCACUUGAUCCGGUAGCUUACAGGUUAGAACCAAUGAUCAUUGAAGACAUGGAUUUAAAACCAGUUCUCAUUCCACAUCAUAAAGGCAGAAAAAGACUUCAUCUGGAGCUGAAGGACUCUCUGUCUCGUAUGGGAUCUGAUCUGAAGCAGGGCUUUAUUAGCUCUUUGAAGAGUGCAUGGCAGACCCUUAAUGAAUUUGCACGUGCUCAUACAUCUUCAACCCAGCUGCAAGCAGAACUGGAGAAAGUAGCUAACCAAAUUAAAGAGGAGGAAGAAAAGCAGGUGGUGGAAGCUGAGAAGAUCACUGAAAGUCCAGACCCUCCAAAAGAUGAAGAUGUUUCAGUGAAGGUUGGGAUGCUGAAUGGAGGGCGUCGCAUUGAUUAUGUUCUACAAGAGAAGCCAAUAGAGAGCUUCAAUGAGUACCUGUUUGCUUUGCAGAGCCACCUGUGCUACUGGUAA
Messenger RNA from Catharus ustulatus (Swainson's thrush), 2821 nucleotides. It is a transcript of the gene SEC23IP, whose product is annotated as SEC23 interacting protein. Gene Ontology annotation, cellular component: COPII-coated ER to Golgi transport vesicle. The coding region runs from base 20 to 2821 and encodes 933 amino acids. Gene Ontology annotation, molecular function: protein binding; metal ion binding. The transcript has 17 exons. Gene Ontology annotation, biological process: endoplasmic reticulum to Golgi vesicle-mediated transport. The record is from RefSeq and is a predicted model, not a curated record. NCBI's taxonomy places the organism in Eukaryota, Metazoa, Chordata, Aves, Passeriformes, Turdidae.